Molecule: messenger RNA, 462 nt
Organism: Ilex paraguariensis (yerba mate)
Lineage: Eukaryota; Viridiplantae; Streptophyta; Magnoliopsida; Aquifoliales; Aquifoliaceae
Source: the annotation of a GenBank genome assembly
AUGGUUGGUAAUGUCUUCAGCAGUGUUGCUUCAAACUAUGAUCUGAUGAAUGAUUUGAUGAGUGCUGGACUACAUAGAUUAUGGAAGGAUAGACUGGUUGCUAAAUUGAAUCCAUUUCAAGGAAUAAAGCAUCUUGAUGUGGCUGGUGGAACAGGGGAUGUUGCUUUUAGGAUCCUCGAAACUAUAAAUAGUGUCAAUCGAAGAGCCAUGCAAGAUGCUCUUGAAGACAAUUUACAGGAAGAAACUCAGAUAUAUGUAUGUGACAUCAAUCCAAAUAUGUUGAAUGUUGGUAAAAAACGUGCCCAAGAAAGAGGUCUUGGAGAUGAUGGAUCCCUCAUAUGGGUGGAAGGAGAUGCUGAAGCCCUAUCUUUUGAAGAUAAUUCGAUGGAUGGUUAUACAAUUGCAUUUGGGAUCAGGAAUGUUACACACAUAGAGAAAGUCCUAUCUGAAGCUUAUAGGUAG